AUGACACGCUUCCUUGGCCUUAGGGGCAAUAGCCUCAAUAUCGCAGCAAUUUUGGGUGUUCUCAUGCCUGGAAUCCUCUCAAUUGGCUACAAUGCGUCGUCGCUUGGAGGUGUCUUAACCCAGAAGAACUUCGAAGCUCAAUUUCCGGAGAUCGACAUCGCCAACGCUGAGAAUCGGUCACAAGCAUCAAAAGUCCAAGGCACUGUUGUGGCUGCCUACACAAUCGGAGGCUUUCUGGGAACGCUAUCCUGUAUCUGGCUGGGAGAUAGGUUCGGCCGUCGCCGCACAAUUAUGGCAGGAUCAAUUGUGCAAGUGAUUGGGUCUACUUUCAUGGCCGCUGCAUGGUCACUCACUCACUUGAUUGCCUCCCGGAUAAUACUUGGUCUUGGUACAGGUGUUCUUCUUGCCACGAUUCCCCUCUGGCAGUCUGAGAUCUCCCCUGCCGAAAAGCGUGGUGCACAUGUCGGCAUGAAAGGAGUCUUUAGCGGCUUUGGAUGCGCUCUUGCUCUUUUUCUGGACUUCGGGAUGUCUUUCACUCAUGGAAGCGCCGCCUGGAGACUCCCUUUUGGUUUUGUGGUAUUGCUUUCCCUUGCUGUUCUAGCCUUCAUCAUCCUUCUUCCCGAAUCUCCCCGCUGGUUGAUUCGAGAAGGCCGAAUGUCCGAGGCUAGCGAAGUUCUAGCAGCUCUAGAGGACACUUGUGUUGAUGAUCCCUCCGUCGAAGCAAAGAUCAAAGAUGUCCAAAUGUCCCUAGAGUUGUCUGGCAAACGGUCACUCGGGCGAAUAUUUCACAUGGGUGCGCAAAGGACUUUUCAUCGGGCUAUUCUUGCUGGUAUGGUUAUGCUUUUCCUACAGCUUACCGGUUCCACAGUCAUCACUUUCUACACGACUGCGAUUUUUGAGAAGAAUCUCGCACUCGGCAAUUCAACAUCCACCGUUCUUGCGGCGGUCUACCAGCUUGUUGGUCCCAUCGGAGGCACCGUAUGCGUUCUCAAAAUUGAAGGCUUUGGUCGACGUGUACUGCUGCUGGGCAGUGCGAUCGGAAAUGCUGUGUGUUUGGCCUUGGUAGCCGGACUUGGAACACAAACCGAGAAUCCGCUCGCAAUGCGUGGUGCCGUCUUUUUUAUUUUCCUCUUCCAUUUCAGUUAUAUCAUCGGAUUUGGCGCGAUACCAUAUCUCUAUGCCACGGAGAUUGCACCCUUGCAUCUACGAACGACCAUCAACAGCUUUAGCAUCAGCAUCUCCUGGGCUAUCAGCAUUCUGAUCACUAAUGUCACGCCACUCGCGUUCAACGCCAUGGGGCAGACUUACUUUGUCAUCUUUGCAGGAUUCAAUGCGGCUAUGGUCCCUAUUAUCUACUACAUGUUUCCGGAAACCGCUGGGCGCAGCCUCGAGGAAAUGGACAGGAUAUUUAGCCUCUCUCGAGGCAUGUUGGAUGUUGUGCAUGUGGCUAGGCUUCUCCCGCAUGGGCAGUCGAGAGACCUUUCGCUUGGAAAGGAUCUUGUCUCUGAUCUCAAACGGCCAGAGCUUCAGCUUCGGGAGGUACACUCAGCUUGA
Penicillium canescens is the source of this 1554-nucleotide messenger RNA. RefSeq lists its product as uncharacterized. Gene Ontology annotation, cellular component: membrane. The coding region runs from base 1 to 1554 and encodes 517 amino acids. Gene Ontology annotation, biological process: transmembrane transport; carbohydrate transport. The transcript has 2 exons. The record is from RefSeq and is a predicted model, not a curated record. NCBI's taxonomy places the organism in Eukaryota, Fungi, Ascomycota, Eurotiomycetes, Eurotiales, Aspergillaceae. Gene Ontology annotation, molecular function: carbohydrate:proton symporter activity.